Molecule: messenger RNA, 501 nt
Organism: Prunus armeniaca (apricot)
Lineage: Eukaryota; Viridiplantae; Streptophyta; Magnoliopsida; Rosales; Rosaceae
Source: the annotation of a GenBank genome assembly
AUGUUGUUUGGAGAUCUAGCAGAACUAGCAGAUAAAGCAUCUAAAUAUGAGGAGCUGCUUAAGGAAGAACAACAGAAGAGGAACCCUUCCAAAGGCACGUACUACAAGACUCCUUCUUCUUCGGUCCAUCUAGUUGAGGUAGAAUCAGAAGAAGACACAGAAGGCUCGGAGGAAAGAGAAAUUGCAGUAGCAAAGAUGGCAAAAUUAAAACAUCCCAUCAGCUGCAAAGCUCUUACAAAGCCACCAAAAGAUCAGAAGCCACCGCCAUUCAUAGGAGGGUUUGUUCCAAACACGCCAACGCAGAACAAGGUCUAUUGCUUUGAUCUGACCAAGGUGGACGUCUUGUUUGAUGAGAUGCUGUUGCAGAAAGCAAUAGAGACACCCCACAGGUUGCCCAAGCCAGAAGUACUCAAGGCAGGCAAUAUUGCAGGUGGCACAACUCUUGGAACCAUUCCACCAAUAGUUGUGUUGUUUUCAAGGAUGUUAUACAGGAAUGAAUAA